Molecule: messenger RNA, 1692 nt
Organism: Aspergillus steynii IBT 23096
Lineage: Eukaryota; Fungi; Ascomycota; Eurotiomycetes; Eurotiales; Aspergillaceae
Product: cytochrome P450
Exons: 6
Coding region: 145-1614 (489 amino acids)
Molecular function (GO): monooxygenase activity; iron ion binding; heme binding
Source: RefSeq, a predicted model, not a curated record
AGAACUGCUGUCCUCCCAGUCUAAUCGUUAGUCUUGCCAGACAUUCACAACCGUCCUACACUUGGACUCAGUGCGCAGGACACUAUCAGAACCAGGUUAUUGAAGCUCUUUAACCAUCAUUUCUUUGGCAUCCUCUCCAGCGCCAUGCCUGGCUAUUUCGUCGUAUCCACGGCGAUUCUAGCGAUCCUUCUGAAUUUCUUAUUCCGCUGGCUUAGGGAACCGAGUCUGCCCACAGUCAAUGCCUACCCGGGAGAUUUCACGAAGAAGAAAGCCCGCGAGGCAUUCCUGUCAAACGCGCAGGCCUUGCUGGCCGAGGGAGCCCGAAAGUUCAAUGGCCCGUUCCGCAUUAUCACCACGCCAGGGUCGCGUGUCAUUCUGCCUGAGUCUUGGACCUCUUUUGUCAAAGGCUGCAAGGAGCUAGAUCAUCUGGCACUUGUUCGUGCGGAGUAUUUCGGGGAUGUCGCGGGGCUAGAAGGGCUUACAGCCUUUCUCGAUCCGAAUCAUAUUUUGAUCGAUGUUAUUAAAACAAAAUUAAAUCAGAGUACUCAAUGCCAGGUCAUGCAUGAUCACAGCGCGGAGAUUUUGGCGGAAACAUGGACCAAGGAGACAGAAUGGCACCUGGUGGACUUUGACCAGGACAUCCUCACAUUUAUAGCCCGUGUGGCGUCAUUCAUCUUCGUCGGCCCUACGCUCGCCCGUAACCAGGAAUGGCAGACCCUGAUCACCACCUACACGUUGGUCUUCUUCAAUAGCGUUCGCGCCCUACGCGAUUGGCCGAAGGCUCUUCAUCCACUCGUCCAGUGGAUCCUACCGGACUGCCAAAAGGCACGCGACAAGGUUCGACUUGGUCGUCAGAUCCUAACGCCAAUUCUAGAAGAGCGAGCUGCCAUGAAGAAGGCUGCAGAGGCCGAGGGACGGGUCUUGAAGUUCGAUGAUACAAUCGAAUGGGUGCAUGAGGUUGCCAAAGGCCGUCCCUAUGAUCCGGUGGCUAUUCAGCUUGGCCUGGCUAUGGGUGCCUUCCACACUACAACGCAAUUGGCAAGACAGGCUAUCUUGGAUCUUGCUGUGCAUCAGGACCUGAUCGAGCCUUUGAGGGAAGAAAUAACGAAUGCAGUUCAAGAGAACGGAUGGACUGCUGCUGGACUGUUCAAGAUGAAGUUGUUGGAUAGCGUGAUCAAAGAAACCCAGCGCCUCAAGCCGGGUCUGUUAGCGAAUCUCGAACGCAUGACCACCGACGACGUCACCCUUCCCAACGGGGUCACUCUGCCCGCAGGAACCUGUGUCGGAGUCGAAUGCAACAUGUGGUCCGACGCCGAGACGUAUCCAUCUCCGGAGAAAUUCGACGGAUAUCGAUUCCUGCGAAUGCGCGAGGCCGGGGACAACACGGCCGUUUUGUCGGCGACUAAUCAGAAACAUGUCGCGUUUGGUAUUGGGCGGUCUCUUUGUCCGGGACGGUUCAUGGCUGCCAGUGAGAUCAAAAUUCUGAUCGCCAGAUUGCUGCUGGAUUAUGAUAUUCGGUUGACAGACGGGUAUGAGCCUCGCGUUUUACAUCAUGGGUUUGAGAUGUUGAGCGAUCCGAUGGCGAAGGUGGAGGUUAGGAGGAGAGGUUUUUAGGGUUGUUUAUGUAUGAUUUCUUUGUAUUCUAUACUGGACACUUUUGUUGCAUAAUCGAUCAAGCAGACUGUUUCUCCC